This is a messenger RNA of Protomyces lactucae-debilis, 788 nucleotides long. RefSeq names its product cell cycle control protein cwf14. Gene Ontology annotation, cellular component: nucleus; spliceosomal complex. NCBI's taxonomy places the organism in Eukaryota, Fungi, Ascomycota, Taphrinomycetes, Taphrinales, Protomycetaceae. The coding region runs from base 1 to 444 and encodes 147 amino acids. The record is from RefSeq and is a predicted model, not a curated record. Gene Ontology annotation, biological process: mRNA splicing, via spliceosome. The transcript is spliced from 2 exons.
AUGCCGAGAAUAAGAACGAACAGAGCGAAGCGCCCGCCAGCAGGGUUUGAGGAUGUGGAGCCCAUGCUGGAGGACUUUGCACAAAAGAUGAAGGACGUGGAGAAUGCGCCGCAUGAGAACAAGUCGAAGACUGGGACACUGGCUCCGAUCUUCCAAAUACACCAUCAGCGGUCCCGGUAUAUCUAUGACUUGUACUACAAGCGAGAGACGAUUUCGAAGGAGCUGUAUGAGUACCUGCUGAAGCAAGGGUACGGGGAUGGGAAUUUGAUUGCGAAGUGGAAGAAGCCUGGGUAUGAGAAGCUGUGCUGCCUGCGGUGUAUCCAGACGAAGGAGACGAACUUCAACACGACGUGCAUCUGCCGUGUGCCUAAGGUGAAGCUGGGUGAGGGCGAGUUGAUUGAGUGCCAUCAGUGUGGGUGCCGUGGGUGUGGGAGCAGCGACUGAGCUCUUGUUCUGAUGAUACUCUGAUGCUUUCCCCUGAUGACUGUCUCUCUCUUUUUCUCUCCAAUGUAUUCUCUCUACUGUCCUCUCCUUCCCUCUCUCUCACUGUCCUUCUCUCCCUCUCUACUCUUCUUUCCUCUCACCUCUCUUUACUCUCUUCUGUACUCUGCUCUCCCUCUGCUUCUGUUCUGUAUGCUGCCCAUGACGAAAUUGACAUGUGAUUGCCGGGAAUACGAUGCAAUAGAAGGCAGUAGACAGAGUAGAGUGGUAUAGAAGGGAUAGACAGUACAGAGUAUAGUCUUGACUUUGAUACUCCAUUCUCUUCCAUCCAGCUGCUAUCCAGUACU